CACAGAACUGUACGCACCAGCGAGAAGCCCAAACUUGCCUACUGUCAUCGACAUGGAUUGAAUGCAUCUGUAUCGGUAGCAACCCACCGAAUCUCGCCGGCCGUAACUCGCCGACGACUGCAUGCUGCUAGUAUAUAUACCAUCACGACCCUAACCAGUACCCUGCAAACUCAAACAACCCAACAAAGACCCAUCAAGUAAAUCCAGGCGAUCAACAUGUCCCCCGCCAAAGUCAGCGCCAACGACGUGCCCAUGCACGGCAACGGCUUCUACAGCUCCAACUCGGCCCUGCAGCACUCCGCCAUGCUCAACGCCCUGCCUCUACUCGCCGCCGCAGCAGCAGCAUCCAAAGCCAAGCAGCAAGAGGAGCAGGAAAACUCGCGCCCCUUCGCAAUCCUCGAAUUCGGCUCCGCCCACGGCAACAACUCCCACACCCCCAUAACCACAGUCCUCAAAUCCCGCGCCCCGGCCCCCUCCCGCGAAAUUCACCUGCAAUUCAACGACCGCCCCACCAACGACUUCUCCACCCUCGCCACCAAUCUCACCACCAUGACCUGGCCCGUUAGCAAUGCAAUCUUCACCUCCCUCCUCCCCGCCUCCUUCUACUCCCGCGUUUCUCCGAAGGGGAGCGUGGACGUGGCCUUCUCCCUCGCGGCCCUGCACCACCUCGACCGCGUCACCCCGGUGCCUCCCGAAGGCCCCAUCCCGACCCACGAGGUCCGGCAAGCCGAGUUCCGCGCGCAGGCGCACGCCGACCUCCUCUCUUUCCUGUCCCAUCGCGCGGAAGAGAUUGUCCCUGGCGGGGGGCUGGUGCUCAGCUUUGUGGGGCAGGAGCUGGGCCCUAACGGGGAGGAGAUUACCAAUUAUGCGGGGCCGGUGGACGCGUGUCGCUCGGCGAUGAUCGAUAUGCUGCAGGCGGGGGUGCUGAGUCCGGCGGUGGCGAAUGUGUUUGAGGUGCCGGCUUAUAACCGCACCAUUGCGGAUGUGCGGCGCACGCUGGCGGAGGGGGAGGUGGUGGCGGCGUGGGAGGUGGAGGAGGUGUUUGAGCGGAAGGUCGUGCAUCCUGCACUGCAGGAAUUGGAGGCCAGGAGAGAGGCUGCGCCGGGUAAGGAGGAGGAGCAUGCGGAGUGGUAUGCACGGACGGUGGUGGAUUGGCUGAUGGCUGUUGUGGCGGGGUAUUUUGUCAAGGCGGUGCGCGAGGGGAUGGGCGUUACGGAUCAGACGGUGCUCGAUGGGUUGUUGGCGGAGUGGGUGGAGCGGACUAGGGGGAGGUUUUUGGAGGGGCAUCGGAAUGAGCCGGUUGAGUGUUGGUUUGUUUAUGUUCGGUUGGGGAGGAAGUAGAUGGUUCCUUGUUGUUCUUGGGUUUAGGUUUAGUUGUGAGAGGGCUAGGGUGUUGCUUUUGGUUUGAAUUAGUUAAUGCGAAUAUGCUUGAUUGAGUGUUGUUGGGACGUGUUUGUUGUAGGACUUAGAAUUAAGUGUUACUGGGAAGCUG
Aspergillus aculeatus ATCC 16872 is the source of this 1492-nucleotide messenger RNA. RefSeq lists its product as uncharacterized. The record is from RefSeq and is a predicted model, not a curated record. Lineage: Eukaryota; Fungi; Ascomycota; Eurotiomycetes; Eurotiales; Aspergillaceae. Gene Ontology annotation, molecular function: S-adenosylmethionine-dependent methyltransferase activity. The coding region runs from base 217 to 1341 and encodes 374 amino acids. Gene Ontology annotation, biological process: methylation. The transcript is spliced from 2 exons.